AUGGCUACAGUCUCAGAAGUGACGACAUUGCCGGCGGAGGUUGGCCAGGUUCUCGCGGAGGCAGAUCGCAUUGGCGAAUUUGAGAAGAGCGGCGAAAAGUCCGGGACCGAUGAGGAAAAUACCAAGUCAGAAGGAGAGGGAAGCGUCAUCGUUACAGAUGUCGUUGAAGAUCGCGUUGCUCCCAUCUGCAUCGUUCAGCUGCUCAGGCACGUCUCUGACAUAGAGCUGACACCCCUUCAAACACCAGAUCAGUACACGGACGAACAGUAUAAGCAGCUUAAGAAGAAGAUCGAUCGAUAUCUUCUCCCCCUCAUGUGGCUUUGCUAUGGCAUCCAACAAACCGACAAGACUUCCCUGGGCACCCAAGCUAUAUUUGGGCUACGAGACGACACUCACCUCGUCGGACAGCAGUAUUCGUGGCUGACGACAGUUUUCUACAUCUUGUACAUGUGUUUCGAAUUUCCUUCCAAUAUCUUGCUCCAGCGAUACAAGAUGGGUCGGACGCUUUCGCUGUAUAUGAUUUGCUGGGGUUUUAUCGUCUUGGGGGUUGGUUUUGCACAGAACUUUACCCAUCUUGUUGUACUACGAGCUCUCCAGGGAAUGUUCGAGUGCUGCAUCAGUCCGGGUUUCAUACUGGUCAUUGGAAGCUGGUACACGACACGAGAGCAUUCGUCACGGUCUCUGGUGUUUCAGAGCGCCAAUGCCGGCUUUGGUAUCAUUUCCAGCCUGAUUCUUUAUGGAAUCGGCUCUGUUCAGUACCACCGACCGGACUUCGAAGCUUGGAGAUACAUGUCAUAUUUUCUCGGCUCCCUCACAGUCAUUGUCGGCUGCUUGUGUCUCUUUCUUCUUGGCACUCCGUCUGAAGUCCGCUGGCUAUCGCCAGAGGAGAAGGCAAUGGCUAACACCCGUAUCCUCUCGAACAAUACGGGCCAUGACCGCACUGGCAUCAAGAGGUGGAAGUGGGAGCAGGCACGCGAGUGCCUCAUCGAUCCGUGCUUCUGGUUUGCAGGAUGCAACGCGUUCCUCAGUUCUGUACCAAAUGGUGGCUUGACCACCUUUGGUUCCAUCAUCAGUGCCUCCUUUGGGUUCACUAAUCUGCAGGUCAUCCUGCUCGACAUCCCUAGAAGCACAUUCUCCGUUCUGUACUUUAUUUUCAUUGGUCUCGUCACCAGCAAGUACAAGAACUUGAGAAUGUACUUCAUGAUGUUCUCAACCAUUCCUCCCUUUGUGGGUUUCCUGGUUAUGGCUCUUCUCCCCAACGAGCCGCAGUACAAGUGGACAAAAUGGGGCGGCUACUUCAUGACCGUGCCGUUCGUCAUAUCGCUCUUCCUCGCGUGGACUCUCAUCCCAUCCAAUACGGCCGGCAGGACAAAAAGGACACUGACAAGCUCUUUUACAUUCGUGGGCUAUUGCGUGGGCAACAUGACUGGAUCGCAAAUCUUCAAGGCGGCUGAUGCACCUCGCUACGUACCGGGUACGAUUGGCUGUGCAAUAUGCUUCGGCCUUGAGUUCUGCCUUAUCGUGACGUGGAGACUGGUCUAUGUCUUCAGGAACAAACGCAGGGACAGGCAGCUGCGCGACCAGGGAAUCUCGGAGGAAGAUAGAGUCAGGUUGGGCAAGGAAUUUGGGGAGAAAGACAGUACUGAUUUCCAGAACCCAUAUUUCCGAUACACCAUGUGA
This is a messenger RNA of Diaporthe amygdali, 1680 nucleotides long. Its product is annotated as major facilitator superfamily transporter. Gene Ontology annotation, molecular function: transmembrane transporter activity. Gene Ontology annotation, cellular component: membrane. NCBI's taxonomy places the organism in Eukaryota, Fungi, Ascomycota, Sordariomycetes, Diaporthales, Diaporthaceae. The transcript is spliced from 3 exons. The record is from RefSeq and is a predicted model, not a curated record. Bases 1 to 1680 code for a protein of 559 amino acids. Gene Ontology annotation, biological process: transmembrane transport.